AUGCCUUCUCGUCGAAGACUGUCACUUAUCGAUGGACGGCACACCUUCCGAAGCAGACUGAAACGUGUAUUAUCUCUGUCAUCCACCGAAUCGAGCAACGAAACCAGGAGCCAGAGGCCUAGAAUAAUUCAGACCGCUGGGAAUAAGUUAUCUUCCAAGAACAAUGAAGCUCUCGGACGCAGAAAAGUCGGAAUUGAAGCCGAUAAUCAGGAGGGUUGCCAUUGGCGACCGUGGGAGAUGAAAUCUGAGAAUGAGAUAAGUCGGCCCGAGACUCUAUCCGAGGGCGAACCCGAAGAGUCUAUACAACAUAGUAUUAUUGCACUGAAAUGUGUAUCAGAAUCUUUAGAAAAUUCUGUUAACCAACAGGUUGCUUGGAAUGAGACGAUCCGGCAUGAUCUGGAAGAUGCUCUGAGCCGGCUCGCCACCAUGGAGACUCGAAUGAAAGAUGCGAUGGACCAGAAAAAGUCUGCAGUGUCGAAAACCAAUUAG
Molecule: messenger RNA, 489 nt
Organism: Penicillium waksmanii
Lineage: Eukaryota; Fungi; Ascomycota; Eurotiomycetes; Eurotiales; Aspergillaceae
Exons: 2
Coding region: 1-489 (162 amino acids)
Source: RefSeq, a predicted model, not a curated record